Messenger RNA from Lepisosteus oculatus (spotted gar), 5065 nucleotides. RefSeq names its product ribosomal protein S6 kinase a, polypeptide 1 (gene rps6ka1). Gene Ontology annotation, molecular function: ATP binding; magnesium ion binding; protein serine/threonine kinase activity. NCBI's taxonomy places the organism in Eukaryota, Metazoa, Chordata, Actinopteri, Semionotiformes, Lepisosteidae. Gene Ontology annotation, biological process: intracellular signal transduction; positive regulation of DNA-templated transcription; peptidyl-serine phosphorylation. The record is from RefSeq and is a predicted model, not a curated record.
GGCUGGAGGCUGCCAGUUGCGGAGUCAGAGAUACACGGCGCUGCGCUCUCGGUUCGCAGCGGAAAGCGUCUGACAACCUGGGUUAAGCUCCAUGCAGCUGUCGUAAAACGCCUGUUUGGAAACAACGCAUUGCAAACCUCUGGGAAACGAUUUGCGAAUUUAUUAUCCAGAAAGCGAUUCCUGGGGCGUAAAGACCCAGGGCUGCUCAGGUGCGAAGUGCCAUCGACCUUGGAGAGCUUCGGCUACAUUGUUUCUUUCUUGCAAACCUGUACGUACCUGCCUAGAAAGAGCCCGCCGAGUCACACCGAAGAAUCAUCCCCUUGCUUGCUCGGGCUAACACGGGAGACUGUAUCCGUCUGAAGCUCGCAGGAGGACAAGUGGACAAGUGGAGACGCCGACGUCAUUUUUAAAGGGGGAUCAUUAUUGUUUGUAAACGACUGGGUUAUAGAGGAGCUGCUAGGAGGUUUUGCCAACAGAUUCCCACGGUAGGAUCCUGUGAGCGAGCUUUCCUGCUAGCAAGACGUGGACUGCAAAAAAAAAACCUCGGGAGUUCUAGCUCAGCCUGGCUUCAUUAGUGUAACGAUUUCUACGGGUGUUUGGGAAGAUACGGUUUCAGGAUGCCACUCGCACAACUUGCAGACCCAUGGCCCAAGAUGGAGCUUGUUCAGCUGGAAACCGAGAAUGGACAGAGCAUAACAGAGGAAGGUGUUGCUCCAGCUGUAAAGGAUAAAUCAGAAAUAACCUGGGUAGAGAAGGAUUUUGCCAAUUUAGCAGUCAAGGAGGACGAUGUUAUCAAGGAGAUCAACAUCACGCACCAUGUCAAGGAGGGCUCAGAGAAGGCGGAUCCCUCCCAGUUUGAGCUGCUUAAAGUCCUGGGGCAGGGCUCCUUUGGGAAGGUGUUUCUAGUCCGCAAAAUCACACCUCCCGACGACAACCAACUAUACGCCAUGAAGGUCCUGAAGAAGGCCACUCUAAAAGUGCGGGACCGAGUGAGGACGAAAAUGGAGAGGGACAUUCUAGCUGAUGUGAACCACCCUUUUGUUGUGAAGUUGCACUAUGCUUUCCAGACUGAGGGAAAGCUCUAUCUAAUUUUAGAUUUUCUUCGCGGAGGGGAUCUCUUCACCAGGCUGUCGAAAGAGGUGAUGUUUACUGAGGAGGAUGUGAAGUUUUACCUGGCUGAGCUUGCCCUGGGCCUAGACCACCUGCACAGCCUAGGCAUCAUCUACAGAGACCUCAAACCAGAAAACAUCCUCUUGGAUGAAGAAGGACACAUUAAGCUCACAGACUUUGGCCUGUGUAAAGAAGCCAUUGACCAUGAGAAGAAAGCCUACUCUUUCUGUGGCACCGUGGAGUACAUGGCACCAGAAGUAGUGAACCGCCAGGGCCACAUACACAGCGCUGACUGGUGGUCAUUUGGGGUACUAAUGUUUGAAAUGCUCACAGGAUCGUUACCAUUUCAAGGAAAGGAUCGGAAGGAGACCAUGAACCUCAUUCUCAAGGCAAAACUCGGAAUGCCUCAGUUCUUGAGCGCUGAGGCCCAGAGUUUGCUGAGAGCCCUCUUCAAAAGGAACCCAGCCAACAGACUAGGCUCUGGACCUGAUGGCGCAGAGGAGAUUAAACGCCAUGCUUUCUUCUCCACAAUAGACUGGAAUAAGCUUUUUCGGCGAGAAAUCAAGCCCCCGUUCAAGCCCGCUGUGGCAAGGCCGGACGACACUUUCUACUUUGACUCCGAGUUCACCUCGCGGACGCCCAAAGAUUCCCCGGGGGUCCCGCCCAGCGCCGGCGCACACCAGCUCUUUCGAGGUUUCAGCUUCGUUGCCACAGGGAUGCUGGAGGAAGAAGGGAAAGAGGAACCGGUCCAUCUGACCUCACACCCCGUAGUGCAGCAGCUGCACGGGAAGAACACUCAUUUCACAGACGGCUACGUUGUGAAGGAGGAUAUCGGAAUGGGGUCCUACUCCGUGUGCAAGCGAUGCGUUCACAAGGCCACGAACACAGAAUACGCCGCCAAGGUGAUUGAUAAGAGUAGGACGGACCCUUCAGAGGAAAUUGAGAUCCUCCUGAGAUACGGGCAGCACCCCAACAUCAUCACCCUGAAGGACGUGUACGACAAUGGGAAGUACGUGUACCUGGUGACAGAGCUGAUGAGGGGCGGGGAACUGCUGGACAGGAUCCUGAAACAGAAGUGCUUCUCUGAGCGCGAGGCCAGCGCCGUCCUCUACACCAUCACCAAGACAGUGGAGUACCUGCACUCACAGGGGGUGGUCCACAGAGACCUGAAGCCCAGCAAUAUCCUGUAUGUGGAUGAGUCGGGGAACCCAGAGUCCCUGAGGAUCUGUGACUUUGGAUUCGCCAAGCAGCUGAGGGCGGAGAAUGGGCUACUGAUGACCCCAUGCUACACCGCCAACUUCGUCGCCCCUGAGGUCCUGAAACGCCAGGGCUACGAUGAGGGGUGUGACAUUUGGAGCCUGGGAGUACUGCUGUACACAAUGCUGGCUGGGUGUACCCCUUUUGCGAACGGUCCCGAUGACACCCCCAGUGAGAUCCUGUCACGUAUCGGGAGUGGGCGCUUCAACCUCAAAGGGGGAAACUGGGAUACCAUCUCAGAUGCUGCCAAGGACCUGGUGUCCAAAAUGCUGCAUAUAGACCCUCACCAACGCCUGACAGCCAAGCAGGUCCUGAAGCAUUCCUGGAUAGUCCACCGUGACAAGUUGCCCCAGAGCCAGCUACAGCACCAGGAUGCCCAGCUAGUCAAGGGCGCAAUGGCAGCAACAUACUCGGCGCUCAAGAGCUCCAAACCCACACCACAGCUCAAGCCAAUCGAGGCCUCCAUUCUGGCUCAGAGGAGAGUGAAGAAACUUCCCUCCACCUCCCUGUAGGGCAUGGCACAAGCCAGGUCGCUAUGGAUACGGCGCCAUGGGCAAUGACCUUCCAGCAGCUGAUGCAUGAUGGACUCUUGUCAUUUUAUUGGGCUUUGUCAGUGGCAGAAUAGGGGUUGCAGCGUGGUUGUAUUUAUCUGUAAAGGACGGUGUGUCUCCGUAGCAUGCCUCAGUUGGCCAAGCGGUGUGUUGACCACAUGAACAUCUGCUUAUUCUUCAGGGUUGCUUUUUUUUAGAAACAAAUUGCACAUCAGUAUUUCUUUCUUAAAAAAAUAGCCAGCUCUACGUAUUCAUACGGUUGUGUUUGUAUUUCCGUGUUCGUUUUUGGUUGAGGAUUACAGCUGGGGUUCUUGGAUCUGAAUAAAGAAAACCUAUGUGAACGCACUUUACUUCAAGCAUUUAUAGAACCACAUGAGGUCCACUAACGUGCACCAGAUAACCACACAGACACUGUGCGUAGAAGCUACUGUAUUGUGCCUGCAAUCACUUUCAGAUUCUGGUGGUAAAAUAUCCGUAUUUAUACUUGGAGUUUUUCAGUGCAUAAAGAGACAGAAACCAAGACUCAAAAGCAUAAGGCAUGUCUUACAUUUUGUGUUGCGUCUUGUGUGCUACCCUGGGCUUUGUGCUUGGUAAUGUGCUGGCAUCUGUGGCUCAGAAAUGGCAUUCUUUCGAAAAACAUUUGUAAGAGUGUUUUUGAUGUACAGUUGUCCAUGAGUCAGCUAAUGGCAUGUUUAGAUACUAUGUUCCUUUUUCUGGUUUUCUUGGACUGUGUUAAUUUUGCCAUUUUUCCUUUCCUAUUUUAUAAAAAAAAAGUCAUGUGGAAUUUUGGGCACAAGAGAUUAAGCAACAGUAAGAAAAGUUUCAGGGGUAAAAAUUGAAUUUUUUUUCCCAAAUUCUCUGCUAAAAUUGAAAAGGGGAUAGGGAGUGACACUCUAAGAUUGUACUACUCAUUGAGAACUCCAGUAAACUGCUGGAGACCAGAAUAAUAAAUAAUUGCAUUUUAAAGAUAAUUUGGUCACAGAUACAGAUGGGGUUUUCUUUGUUGACUGAAUAUUGCAUAUGCCACCUAAACUGUUAUUCCUGGAGAAUCUAUUUAAAUAUUAAGUGGUCAGUCUUUCAUAGUCAGUUUUCAUACAAGAGUACAGGGGAACCAGGUGGUGAGAUGCUCACUGUAGAUCAGGGGUCCUCAAUCUUGGCUGCUGGUUUUCUAGGCCUCUUUAAAGCUGCAGUACCUGAAGAGCUGGGAGAAGCUGUUCAAAUGCUCUAAUUAAAGAACUGACUGGGGACACCCCUGGUUAAUCCAAACUUCUUAGGAAACCACACUUUGGCUUAUUCUUUUGUGGCAAAAUGAGGGCACAUAAAUACACCCUGCUUGUACAAAUUGCAUGGUGUAGGACCUAUGCCCAGGUUUUGAAUCUCAAAUUAAAACAAAUAUGCCGAAAAAUUCCAAAACAAUGUAAGCACACUCCCGUACAGUCCGUUCAGGGUUCGGUCAAAAAAACAGGAUUGUACUCUCCUCCUGGGCAGACCUUUGCUGAGAAGUGUUCUGUUUAUUGACCAGCAGGUGGUCCACAUUCCAAUUUGAAGCCAUCACAGUCUUUCUGCUUUAAUAGGUUCUAAUAGGAUCCUAAGUCAUUGUGCAGGAAACACAAUAUCCCUCUUAAUAAACCAAGAAAUACUCAAAGCAUAAGAACACAAUAUGAAAAUUCACUGUAGUGUCAAGGUUGCUGGGAACCAUAAAUCUUCUGCAUCAUUGCGGUGUCACUUGCAUUUUCUGUCUGUGUUUUUUUUUUCUGCAGUUUUAUAUUUUUGCUGGGUGUAUUUUUUGUUCAAUACUAGAUGCCUGUCAGCACACCUGGGAAUGUCAUUUAGCAUAAUGGGUUUCGCAAUGUUUUUGCCCUCCAAUCUUGGCAAUCGCAAAACCAUUUCAGCAGAUUGUUGGACAUGUUUGUAAAAAAAAAAAUCUCUUCGGUUUUGUCAAGUUUUAUAUAUUUGGAUAAAAUGUGACUGUAGAAGGUUCUCGCCGUACUAAUGUUCUUGUGUGAUUGCCUGUGUUCUCUGCGGUUUCCCCUGUUCUUUCAGGGUGUGAGUGCCCAGGGCUCCAGACGGUACUUACCUUGUCUCUCUGUGGUGACUCAGGGGUUUAUCAUGUUGAGAUGCCUUUGUAUUAAAACUUAUCUCUCUUC